AUGCCCGCUGCAACGAAUGAGGACGCUAUGCAACGCCUAAGUCGAAUAGAGGCUCUCUUGGAACACCAGGGCGAGCUGUUGCAACGCCUUCUCGACCGUGAGACCAACAACUCGUCCACGGCUCUUGCUCAUGACACUGCCGUCAAGCCACCCGAUCCACUCCUGGUACCUCCAGUCCCUGUGUCUGCGACCAGUACGAGUGACCUCGACUCCAGUAAGACGCUCGGCUCGUCGACAACCUCGCCACUGCACCUGUUUCCAUGGCGAGUUGAUGGAUACCCAUCGCCAGGCGCCGGUACGUCCGACGACCAGCAACAGCAAGCCGUCCACGACGCGAGAGCAAGCAACACCACCGCUCCUGCGCCAACGUUUAGUUUUUCCAAUGAUCUUUAUUCGUUCCUCUCCAGCACCAACUCCUUUGUGACCGACGACAAUGCACCGAUUUCCAGUUUCAACAGUUUGCCGUCUAUCGAGUAG
This is a messenger RNA of Sporothrix brasiliensis 5110, 477 nucleotides long. RefSeq lists its product as uncharacterized. NCBI's taxonomy places the organism in Eukaryota, Fungi, Ascomycota, Sordariomycetes, Ophiostomatales, Ophiostomataceae. The transcript has a single exon. The coding region runs from base 1 to 477 and encodes 158 amino acids. The record is from RefSeq and is a predicted model, not a curated record.